AUGAAUAAUAUGAAUAAUAAUAAUAACCAAUCACAGCAACAAAACUUGCAACAAAACUUUCAGCAUUCACAACUUCUACCACCUGUUUUAUUGUUAAACAAAGACCUUGAUAAUAUUGCAAAUGGUUGGAGUAAAAUAUGCCAAGAAAUUAAAGUUAAAUGGCGUGUUAAAUACAUUGAACCAACGCAAUAUACUCCUGCAAAUAUUACAUUUUUAUGUUUUCAACAUGAGAAAUGGAAUCAAUUAAAGAAUGAACAAGAAAAAAUUCAAUUUAUAAAAAAUUUAAUUGACAGGAUUAAUAAAUCAUCAAAAAGAUAUUUUAAAGUGUUCUUGUUAUUAUACAUUGAGAAUAAUAACCUAGAAAUUUUAUAUGAUAUACAAAUUAGGUUAUUGUCAAAUUUCAUAAAUAGUAUUAUGAUUAUGCCAGUUCAUAAUUCAAAUGAAUUAUUAAAUAUUUUAAAAUCAACCAAAAAUUUAAAAAAGAAUUGGGUUCAUUUAGUCUCUCAAAUGUCAGCAGGAACGAAUAAAUUGGAAUUACAUGAUUGUUACAUUUUACAAGAAUGUUUUCAAACGAUUUAUAAUAUUUCAAAUUCUACCAUGUCACAAUUAUUAGAUGCUUCAUUGGAUAAAGAUAUGUCUGAAAAUGUUCUCAAAUUCUUUGAAGAAGAUUUUAUUUCUUAA
This is a messenger RNA of Entrophospora sp. SA101, 681 nucleotides long. The record is from the annotation of a GenBank genome assembly. NCBI's taxonomy places the organism in Eukaryota, Fungi, Glomeromycota, Glomeromycetes, Entrophosporales, Entrophosporaceae.